AUGCUCAAAAACUAUGACCAGUUCGCAGCAGGAAAGCAAACGGCACAGCUUGAAGCCUUGCCGGAAAGCACCGCAACCAAGGCCAAGGAGCAAGAUGACUAUAUCAAGGCUCUCAUUAGCUAUGGUGACGCGAUUCUUGGCCUGUUGGAGUUAGAACUAGAGCUAGGGUUAGAGGUGGAACUGGAACUAGAUCAAGACGAGCAGCGGAUCCUCGCUGUUAGGCGAGUGGACCGCUGCCGUUGGCAGCACCAGCUCUUCCGCAGCGGCGUGCAGGCAUACCUAGUCCAGCGCGUGGCCGUGCACCUGCUGCGGUUGUCGGCAGGGGACUGCACCGAGGUUACAUGGUGGCAUCAAUGGAUGGGUCGAGACAGGUAUCUGGCCACGUGGAUGUCGGCGUCGUUUGUGGUGUACAUGGUGCCGGCAGCAGCGUGGUACAGUAGGCCUUAA
This is a messenger RNA of Lasiosphaeria miniovina, 447 nucleotides long. RefSeq lists its product as uncharacterized. NCBI's taxonomy places the organism in Eukaryota, Fungi, Ascomycota, Sordariomycetes, Sordariales, Lasiosphaeriaceae. The transcript is spliced from 2 exons. The coding region runs from base 1 to 447 and encodes 148 amino acids. The record is from RefSeq and is a predicted model, not a curated record.